GCAGCACGGAUGUGAUGUAGCAAACGCUUACACUUAUCGGAAGUUACAACUGUUUAAGCAGUUUGAUUUAUCUUCUGAGACAAUCAUAUUAUAAGAGGAACAUUUAAACUAUCAACUAUCUAUUGACGCGUUUUCUAAUGGCAUAUCCAGGAUACGGUGGGUAUGGAGCCCCAAUGCCGGGAAUGCCUGCUCAGGGGAUGCCAGGUGGCCCCAUGGGUGGGCCUCCAAUGGGGGGUCCUAUGGGUGGGCAUAUGGGAGGCCCCAUGCCUGGGCAAAUGGGUGGACCUAUGGGCACACCAAUGGGAGGCAUGCCUCCCCAGGGAGGAUAUGCCCCGUAUGGAGGAUUCCCAGGAUAUGGUGCUGCUCCAGCUGCCAAUGAUCCCAUGUGGGGGUACUUCACAUCCAUAGCGGGCCAGGAUGGUGAGGUGGAUGCAGAGGAGCUCCAGAGGUGUCUGACUCAAGCCAACUUCACAGGAAGUUACUCUCCCUUUAGUUUGGAGACCUGUCGGAUCAUGAUUGCCAUGCUGGACAGAGACUUCACAGGUAAAAUGGGCUUCAGUGAGUUCAAAGAGCUGCUGGUGGCCAUGAACGGCUGGAAGCAGAACUUUAUUAUGUUUGACCGGGACCGCAGUGGGACUGUGGAGCCUCAUGAGAUGUCCCAGGCCAUUACCACUAUGGGGUACCGCCUCAGUCCUCAGGCUUUGAACAUCAUCUUGCAACGCUACAGUAAAAAUGGUCGGAUUUUUUUUGACGACUAUGUGGCGUGUUGUGUGAAACUGCGCUCACUUACAGAGAACUUCAGGCAGAGGGACCGGAUGCAGCAGGGAGCCGUUACCUUCCAAUAUGAUGAUUUUAUCCUGUGCACAAUGGCUGUCUGAUUAUUGUUGGAUUGUGGACAGCUGACUGCAGGAUUGUAAAGGGAGGCCAGUAUUUGUGACUGAGACCACAGACUCCGACAGGUCUACGUAAACCGCUUGCUGCAAUGCUUUAGUUUUCACACAAAUACAGGAAGGGCUUUUUCUAGACUUUAGUGCUGAUGCUAUCUAUUGAAAUCUUUUUAAUUUGAUUGGGAAUGACAUUACAAUUAACAUAUUUAGACUGAUUAUUGACAAAAUUGAACUUAAGACUACUGUUUGUAAAAGAUGCUCUGAUUUCCUGUACACCUAUUGUGCCAUUAACAUCUUUGUAUGCGUGGCCAUAAAGUGUAAUAAACGGAUAUAUAUUAUACUUAACAAAAGCUUUAUACGGUGAGCACUCCUUAGAUUUCUAAUGUAGCGUUACUGAAAUGUACAGUGAGAUGUUAAAAAAUAUAUGUGCCUUUUCCACUUGCAUUUGUUUGCUCUGUGCCUAACCUUAUAUUAGCUCCAUGUACGAAACAAUGUGACAAUAUAGUAGGGGUGACUGUAUAUGCAUGAACAGAAUACAGAUUUUGCACUGUAUAUGUAUCUUUUGUUAUUCACAAUAAACACUGUGCCAGUA
Messenger RNA from Boleophthalmus pectinirostris (great blue-spotted mudskipper), 1479 nucleotides. RefSeq names its product grancalcin (gene gca). The record is from RefSeq and is a predicted model, not a curated record. NCBI's taxonomy places the organism in Eukaryota, Metazoa, Chordata, Actinopteri, Gobiiformes, Gobiidae. Gene Ontology annotation, molecular function: calcium ion binding. The transcript has 8 exons. Bases 138 to 878 code for a protein of 246 amino acids.